AUGAUGGAGGUGGCAGGUCCGUGGACAGAAGUGUUCGAGCGCUCGGAGGAGUCAGAGGGGGGGGGCCCGCUGCUGCAGAGCUCCACCCUGACUCUGGCCCCGCUGCUCGACGACCCCCCCGCCGUCCGCCGCUCGCAGCCCAUCCUCAUCAGCUCCACCAGGCGGAAAGGCGUCAACUCGUUCUCUUCCUCCGUCCCGGCCAUACCCAACCCCUUCCCCGAGCUGUGCAGCCCGUCCCAGUCGCCGGUGCUCGUCGGUUCACUUCCCCCGGGGUCCGGAGACAAACACCUGAUCAAGGUUUAUGGCGAGGACAACCACAGCCGGUCGGUGUGGGUGUCCCCCGGCGCCACGGCCCGGGAGGUGUGUCACAUGUUGGUCCAGACGGCGCACUGCAGCGACCAGGAGAACUGGGCCCUGCUGGAGCUGCACCCCCCCCUCGGCCUCGAGAGGUGCCUGGAGGAUCACGAGGUCGUGCUGGAGGUUCAGGCCACCUGGUCUCUGAAGGGCGACACCAGACUCGUUUUCUGCAAGAACUACGCCAAGUACGAGUUUCUUCAGGAAACCAGUGGUUGCGUGCUGGUGCAGACACGCACUCUUACUUAA
Messenger RNA from Pleuronectes platessa (European plaice), 603 nucleotides. RefSeq names its product growth factor receptor-bound protein 7-like. Gene Ontology annotation, biological process: signal transduction. The record is from RefSeq and is a predicted model, not a curated record. Lineage: Eukaryota; Metazoa; Chordata; Actinopteri; Pleuronectiformes; Pleuronectidae.